AUGGAUGCUCCGUCAGAUAAGUUGAGAAAAGGUGCAUGGACUGCUGAAGAAGAUAGUCUCUUGAGGCAGUGCGUUGAUAGGUAUGGAGAAGGAAAAUGGAACCUAGUUUCUUCGAGAACUGGGCUUAUGCGGUGCAGGAAGAGUUGUAGACUAAGAUGGUUAAACUACUUGAAGCCAAGUAUCAAGAAAGGAAAACUUAGCUCUGAUGAAGUUGAUCUUCUUUUUCGCCUUCAUAAGCUUCUAGGAAAAAGGUGGGCCUUGAUUGCUGGUAGAAUACCUGGUCGGACCGCUAAUGACAUUAAAAAUUACUGGAACACCCAUUUGAGUAAGAAUCCAGACCAAUCUUGUAAGACCAAGAUGGAAGCAGGAAACCCUACUGGCUCAGCGGCCACACCAGCCCCAAAAAUCGAUGUCAUAAAGCCUCAACCUCGAUCUUUCUUCAACAACAACGGUCUCAGCCUCGUCAAUGCCAUGCCAGAAGUUGACAUAGAUAAUAGUAUCACAUGUAACAAAGAUAAGGAGAAACAUGAGCUUGUGGAAAAUGUAAUGGAUGGAGAUAGUAUGUGGUGGAAGAGUUUGCUGGUGGAGACCGGAGGGGCAGGUGCGGUACUGUUUCCGGCAGCGAUGGCAACUGACGAGGCAGGUACUUCUUUGAUGAACUCAUCGUCGUCAAAGUUUGAUUUUGGCCAACUUUGGAGCUUUUUCAAUGAAGAUACUGGGGAUCAGCUUGAUUAG
Molecule: messenger RNA, 735 nt
Organism: Microthlaspi erraticum
Lineage: Eukaryota; Viridiplantae; Streptophyta; Magnoliopsida; Brassicales; Brassicaceae
Source: the annotation of a GenBank genome assembly